GUUGUGAUGAUGCAACGACGAUAGUAUCAUGUUGGAAGUCUGAAUCGUACGUCUGUAAGACUUUAACAAGCUCAACAAGGUGUAAUUACCUAUCAUAAGAACAAAACGGCAAUUAAUAUCAAAUAGGUCUUACCAGCGUUUAUUUAGUUUUACUUUAUGGUAAAAACUUAGGGCAUAUGGGCCUAGCUCCGCAAGAUGGACGAUGAUGUGUUGACUACGUUGAAAAUCUUGAUAAUUGGAGAGAGUGCUGUUGGAAAAUCAAGUUUAUUGAUACGCUUUGCAGAUGAUACUUUUGAUCCUGAUAUUGGACCAACCAUCGGUGUGGACUUCAAGGUUAAGACAAUAAGCAUUGAAGGAAACAAGGCAAAGCUUGCAAUUUGGGAUACUGCAGGCCAAGAAAGAUUUAGAACUUUAACACCAAGUUAUUAUAGGGGUGCACAGGGAAUUAUUCUUGUAUAUGAUGUCACAAGCAAGGAUACAUUCAACAAAUUGGAAGAGUGGUUAACUGAAUGUGACACCUAUACCACAAAAAGAGAUGUUGUUAAGAUGCUGGUUGGAAACAAAAUUGAUAAACCUGGACGAGAGGUGACAAGACAAGAGGGACUACAAUUUGCGAAAAGACAUGCAAUGCUAUUUAUUGAGGCCAGAAAGAAGAAUUCAUCAUUUCAAAACCAUAUCUUUUUAAAGUGCGAAGACAAAGCAUGGUGUUGAGUGUGCAUUUGAAGAACUUGUUGAGAAGAUUAUACAAACACCUGGACUCUGGGAGAAAGACUCUGUGCAAGGAGGUGGUAUGAAUUUGAAAGAGUCUGCAGCUGGUGGAGUGCAAAGCUGUGCUGGUUAUUGCUCCUUGAUAUAAGUGCCAGUCACUCAUCUAAUGCUACCAGAAAACAAAUCACAUAAUAUCUUGAAAUUUAUAUAUGGGAUGGAAUAUCUAAUGGUUUGUUGACGAUAUUUAUAUAUGCGAUGCUUAGUUUUAAAACAUAAUAAUUGUUUGUGCUAGCCAAAAAGUUUCUGAUGGCUGAUCUGGAAAAAAUACUUUAAGAGUAUUUUAAAUGUUGCACUUUUCAGGCACACAUUUCACCCUUCACUUGCUGAAUUUUUCAACCUCCAAGUCAGUGCUUGUAAUGCAUAAGCCAGACCUGCUUGGCUGUAUGGUGCUCUAGGAAAAUGAAGUCCCAGUGUGCCAGUACCAGUAAUGCCUUCCUAGACCACAAGUCUCUUUUGAUCAAAUUGCUUGGGUUAAAUCAAAAAACUGUCAGUUACAUCAUUCUUUGUACAAUUUGUAUGUCCACAUAGGUAUUUCUUGUAAUCAGUCUUAAAAAAUAUCACUUUAAAUAAAUUUUAGUAAUGUCAUUUUGCAUCCACCUUUAUAUUAAUGGUAGAUGAAUGCAGAAUAAUGCAACAUGAAUGUUAUUCAUCAUUUAGAAACCAGCUAAUUGAUGGAACAAAAUGGGAAUAUCUCCAAUGUAAUUCUUGCCAGUGCCACUCUGUGUUUGCAAAAAGCACCAAAAUAAAUGCUUAUAAAUGUAAACACGAAGGCAGCUAUACUCAUUAAAAUGUGCUUUCUGCAGUCCUUUGAAUUUAUAAAUUCAUAAAUUUUGCAUAAAACAAACCUGUCAGUACAACUAACAAUAUUACCAGUAAAAUGACAAUUCAAAUUUGGCAAACCUUGAGUUCUAUUACUUUUUUCUGGAAAAUUCUCUGCUACUUGGCAAAUACAAGCCUGUCGUGUGGAAAUCUCUUUGUUUGUUUGAAUCUCUGUGUACACCUUUUUGCUCAGUAAUGUUGGAUUGGGAGGAAAAGGCUCUUUCAAAAAACUUUUUUCGUACUUAUAGUUUGUUGAAUUUAGUCAGGUAAACAAAGCAGGAAAACUAUACAUUCAAGGGCAAUAAUCAUUUGGCCCUUCUUUGUCAUAAUAUUUUUUCUUCACCCCUGUUUGUUAUAUAUUUCUGUUCUCUAUUUGCUUCUGCUAUCUCCUUCCAUUCUUCUGCAUGCAGAAAAUGUGAACUUGUCUCCAAGGGGCACCCCGCCUAUAUCAAGUUUACAAUUAUUUUAGGAGAGAUGAUAAACUUGUUUUGGAGGCAACACAUUUUAGUGGAAAGAUAACUUAGCAAUGAGAAGGCAUUGAAAGUAUUCUUGUAGAUUCAGUAAAGAAGGGUUAUUAUUCAGUUGGAGGCAAAGGUUAGGUUUGCAAUCAAAAGCUUAUUGUCCCAAAUGAUACAAACAGAAUAUUCCUUGUUAGAAAAUUUAAUCAAAUACCAGUUUAGCUUCUUUAUUUUUAUUAACUUGAUAGAUAUACGUAAUAUACUAUACAACAAAGACUAAUUAUAAUGCCAGAAAUUAAUCAGGUAGUAAAGUACUCGAGUUAUGCUGUUGCAAGCCUGUGUAACACUCGUCUGUAGUCUGCCUCUAGAAGUUUAAAUGCCUCUUCAAGUCGUUUCAUUUUUUCUGUUCCACUAAGGUUGAACAUUGCUGCCUUGAAUUCCUCUUCACUUAGUGCACUCUGUAGCUUUGUCAAGUACCUUGCCUCUUUCUGUGUAAAGCAAGAUCAAAAGAAGUCCAUGUUUAGUCACAUAUAGCAAAAGUUCAGUUUUUUUCAAUUCCCAUGUACUGAAAAAUUAAACAUCUUUUCAUGUACCUUUUUUCACUACAGUAAACAAUCCUAAAAGUUUAAGCAAUAUUUGUCCUAGUUUUUUAUCUUAGUUGAUCUGGACCAAACUUGUAUUCUGGUUGACGAAUACCUUCAGAAUUUGUAAAGCACCCACCAAAAAUUUAUUCUUUUUCAGCAUUUACAUUAAAAAGCUUGCAACUCUUUCAUUCAAAUAUAGAGUCCUUCUUGCCAUCUCACAUAACUCCAAACUUACCUUUAGGGGAGCAUUUAAGCGCUUUUUUAUAUCCAAGCGGUAAUUUCUGUACUGUUCAGGAUCUCCUGUGUUGGUUACAUUCAGUCUAAGUAUUUCAUACACCCUUCUUGCUUGCAGCUGAAAUAGAUCAAUUGGUUAUUAGCUUUGAAUAACCUAGGAAAAACCCUUGCAUUAUGUGACUUAGGAAACCUAAAGCAGAUAACUUAGGAAAAACCCCUUGCACUAUACAUAAAAUAUCAAACAUCAUAACAUGGAAUUGAAAUAAGAUUUAUAUCAAAGGUGUCCAUCUCUAAAUUAAGAAUUCACCUUCCUUGCACUUUGUGUCUUAUAUCACACAAAUCAUAAUUCAUGAAAGUGUAUCAUGUGUGCCCUAUCUGAGAGAUAAAGUUAAACAUAAUGCUCAUUAUAUAAGUAAAUUUUCUGGCAGUCAGUAGAGUAAACAGAAAUUGUAUAAAGAAUAUGUUGAUAGUCUUCUCUUAGAUAAUUGAUGCUUAGAAUCUGUUUUUGUUAUUUGUUUCUUCUACUAGGUUGAACCCUUAAAGUGCUUAAGCAAAAUCCUAGUAAACUGGGAAUAUAUUCUCUCUUUUGGAUGGUUGUUCUUUCUUCUUUAUAAAGAAUAAACUGCAGGAUCUCAUCAAAGGAGAUUCCAGUUUUAUGAACCUUCUUAUGUACAGGCCCUAAAUGCAAAAAGAUGAAUCUCACCUUUGAUAUCUUGAAUUUCUGUCUUGCUUCCGUUGCCAUUGAGUCACUGAAUCCAUUUAUAAGAUUAUCAGGUGUGAAUGCAGGAAGUGAGAUGCAUCGUUGACAAUCAACAUAGUCACGUAAUCGAAUGAAGUCCUCUGAGGGAUCCUCAACUACAAGAAAUCACAACAGAGAUCCUGAACUUUUGUUACUUUGUCCAUUUUUAAUGUAUACAAUAGAAUACUUUGUGCAGUCCUGGUUAUAUAAGGCAUGCCAUCACACACACGUAAGCCUUAAAUUGUCAAGGUGUGCAAUUACCAUAUGCCAGCAAAUUGAAUAAUACAAAGACUGCUAUGUGGCUCCUGGCUUUUGAUGCCAACCUUUGUCACUUUUGAGGGCAGAAUCCUUCUGCAAAGUGUUAACAGGAAUUUGUCCCUUCUCUGCCCAGGAGAGUAAAUGGGUACCUAGUCUGUAGUAAUGAGCACUGUCUGUGGCAGCAUUUGAAAUUAUUCCUGUACAUUAUUUUAUUGUGUUGCAGCUAUUUUUUAUUAAAAUAAUCAUUAGGCUUUACCUGUAAUAUCAAUAACCUUUUCUUUUGGCUGGUAAAAGUUGUAAACUGUCUGCAAAAGCUCAGCUGAAAUAAAUGGGUUAUCAUUAAUAUACCUCAGAACAAAUAACAAAUUAAACAAUUUAUAUAACUAAAAAUACACAUUGAAAAUGCAUAUAUAUAUAUUUAAUUUAUAUUUUAUAAGACUUUAAAGAAAAAUCUUGAACAAACCUCCAUGGCCACAUUUUUGAUAUGGUGGGAGAAUCAACAUUUGACUAAGGACAAAUGAAUAAGCAAAUUGAAUAUUUCAAAUAGCUGCUAGUUACGUUUAUCCUUUAUGUUUAUUUAUCAUUAAGGUGUCAGUUUUUCUAGUGACAUAUCUGGUGUAAAAUUUGAACAUUGUGCUAUUUUAAUAUGUUAUUCUUUCUGGAUACUUGUUAUGCCUUUGGCAACUUUUGAUUUGGUAUUUGGUGAUGUUUGGUUACCAAACAACAUAUUUAUCAGUCAAAGUAGAAAACUAAGUAAAUGUGUAGUUUCUGUUGCUCUUCCAGGUUUCUGCAGCUUGCAGUUUCCUAUAAAUGUCUUGGCAUUAAUUGAUGCAUUCAUAAAGCAAGAUAGGCAAUAGCACAAGAAACUGUUUACCUGAUUCUCGGUCUGGUGUUUGUUGGGUAGGCAUAGUAAUGGUAGACAGUCAUGUAUCCACAAAUAUUAUAUUCAUAUCCUGCUGUUGGCCCUUUCUGUUUUUGAAAU
Rhopilema esculentum is the source of this 4842-nucleotide messenger RNA. Lineage: Eukaryota; Metazoa; Cnidaria; Scyphozoa; Rhizostomeae; Rhizostomatidae. The record is from RefSeq and is a predicted model, not a curated record.